This is a messenger RNA of Camelina sativa (false flax), 837 nucleotides long. The record is from RefSeq and is a predicted model, not a curated record. Lineage: Eukaryota; Viridiplantae; Streptophyta; Magnoliopsida; Brassicales; Brassicaceae.
AUGGAUACUCUUGAAGCUCUUGUUUACGCUCUCAUCUCCUUCUUCCUCUCUCUCCAACUCUUGUUCUGGAGAUUCCGGCCACGUUACACUGAAGUUACGUCUACGUUGAGGCUGAACCGCCACCUUAACAUCCGCGGCGGCCGUCUGACUUCCCGCAAGAGCUAUAAGUUUGAGUUCAUGUCUUAUAUGUCCAAUAAAGCCAAGUCCGUCAAUAAAGCACUAGAAGAGGCCGUUCCUCUCCGCCAGCCAGUUCUCAAGAUCCAUGAGGCUAUGAGGUAUACGCUUCUCUCGGAUGGCAAACGUGUAAGACCAAUGCUUUGCUUAGCUGCAUGCGAGCUCGUGGGCGGACAUGAGUCAACCGCAAUGGCCGCUGCGUGUGGGGUUGAGAUGCUCCACGCGUCGUCUCUCAUUCUAGACGACCUCCCUUGCAUGGACGACGACAGCCUCCGCCGUGGGAAACCCACUAACCAUAUAGUCUUUGGAGAAGGUAUAGCCAUAUUAGCUUCUGAUGCGCUCAUAGCUUUGGCUGUCCAAAAGGCCGCCACAUCAACUUUAUCGGACGUUCCUUCAGAGAGGGUUCUCAGGAGCGUUCAGGAGAUGGUGAAAGCAGUGGGGACGGAGGGGCUUGUUGCAGGUCAAGCGGCGGAUUUGGCUGGAGAAGCUGUCACGGGAGCUAUAAUGGGAGGUGGGUCGGAUGAAGAAAUAGAGAAGCUUAGGAGUUACGCAAGAUGCAUUGGUUUGAUGUUUCAGGUGGUGGAUGAUGUGCUUGAUGUGACGAAGUCAUCGGAGGAGUUGGGGAAGACUGCAGGUAAAGAUUUGAUCGUCGGNAAAUCAUAG